AUGAGCAAGUUUGGAUUUGGGAAAGGCAAAGGCCUUGGUAAGAAUGAGCAAGGCAUUCCAAAAUCCAUUCCAUAUGUCAAGAACAACAAGACCACCGCUUUGGGAGCAAAUGGGGGUCUUGUGAACAUGACUACUCUCAUCCGCAAGGGAGAAAAGAAGAAUCAAGCAUCGAGUCAUGUUAAGUUCAUCAAGAGAGGAACAACAUGUGAUGAGGGUGCCAAGAUUGGUGCAUCCUCAUCAAAGCAAGACAAGUUCAAGACUUCAAGCAAUUCCUCUGCCUCUUCCCUCGACCCCAUCUCCGAGAGCCGGGAACCGACACCGGAAUAUGAUCCGACGGCGGCGCACGAGGCACUCGCUCCUCUGCAUUGGGACGCAGAGGAGUUCGACUUCGAAGUCGUCUCCGAGGACGACGAACCCAAGACCGACGACGAAGACCUCCGGCUCCUGUUCCAGGAAGAGCCGGAGGAGAACAGCGACGAUUGCUUCUCCUGGGAUGGAGUCGACUCCUCCUCGGAAGAAGAAAUCAACUCCUCCUCUGUUGAGGAGGACCUGAUGGCCGAAAAUGCCUUCCGGUUCCUUGGCUCCUCCGAGGAGGAAAGCAAGGAAAAUAAUGAUGGCGGCGGCGGCGGCUGGAGCGGCGACGACGAAGCCAGCAACGGCAGCAGCGCCGACGAGAGGAGCGGCAGCGACGACGACGGCGACGACAGCAGCGGCGGAGACGUGCCGGCGCGAAGCCCCAAGCGCCGUAGGCAUUAG
This is a messenger RNA of Panicum virgatum (switchgrass), 756 nucleotides long. RefSeq names its product dentin sialophosphoprotein-like. Gene Ontology annotation, molecular function: nucleic acid binding. Lineage: Eukaryota; Viridiplantae; Streptophyta; Magnoliopsida; Poales; Poaceae. The record is from RefSeq and is a predicted model, not a curated record. The transcript has 2 exons. Bases 1 to 756 code for a protein of 251 amino acids.